CAAGUAGUUGAAAGCGAGAUGGCCUUUUAUGCGUGUAAUCUAUUUUUACGCCGACAAGAGUGUCAGUACGGUGCCAAGGAGUAGAUGUUCGCUGCGCGGGACAUUCGAAGCCGGGGAGGAAGCCGAUGUUAGCUGGAAAAUGGCUAAAGGCGAGAAAGAGACCUAUGUUGGAGUGAUAAUAAAGACAGCAAAGAAAGAGGAAAAGCCGCAAAUAGAAAAGUUUACCGAAGAUGUCGGUCUACUCGUGGUGGACAUGAUCAAACGUGGAGAAAACGUUAAAAGCCAAUUACCGGAGCUAUUGAAAAACAAUCUCCCGGCUCCAGCACCAACGGCCGCAUCUGCUCCUGGUAAGAGGGCGCGGAAAAUGACGAAGGUGAUGGAGGACGGUAAAAAGCAGGCUGAGGAUGAUGGCGAAACCAAAGAUAAAAAACGAAAAAAAACCCAUAUUGAUCCGCUCGCAGAGAAGAAAAAAAAAAACAAGAAGAAAAAUGGCGAGAAAAAUAAGGAGCCUUCGCAGAAGCAGGAGUUAGCAGAGGGGGCAAAAGAUGCCUCACUGGAGAUCUACAGCUCCUUCAGGCAGGUGUUCGGUGCUCAACUGGAUCUAACCAGCGAGACCCACCAGCCGCCCGAGACCUCUACUCCCGUGACUCCCAUACAAGAGACGACUCCAAUACACCAGACCUCAAUACGCGAGACUCCAAUAUCUGAGACCGGGGGAGUUGUCUUGAGGGCGGUAGAGGAGACCCUUGGGAUGCCAUUCGAUGAGGAGGAGGAGGAGCCCAGAAGCUAUUUAGAACUGCUAGGCACGAACGACCAUCCAUUGGAGGAGCCAGCAGCAUCCCCAGAUCCCAUUGCACUUUAUUCUGGCUUCUCUGAGUUGGACAAGCUAAGAGAGGAGAAUCGUCUCCUAAAGGCCGAGGUCGAAAGCCUCAGAAGCCAGUUGACCUCCUCUAGGAGACAACCAGGUGAGCUAGAAAACAUAAAAAAUGACUUUGCAAUACUGUACAGUGGUUUUAUUAUUUUCCACCGAGCGCCGGCUACUUUAAAAAAAAGUUUAUUUUAAGCCGCAUUGUAACCAGUUUACUUCC
Nematostella vectensis (starlet sea anemone) is the source of this 1088-nucleotide messenger RNA. RefSeq lists its product as uncharacterized. Bases 29 to 1063 code for a protein of 344 amino acids. NCBI's taxonomy places the organism in Eukaryota, Metazoa, Cnidaria, Anthozoa, Actiniaria, Edwardsiidae. The transcript has 2 exons. The record is from RefSeq and is a predicted model, not a curated record.